AUGGAUGUGUCGAACUAUUCGGGUCCGUACUUACCAGGUUUCAUGCCAAUGGCUGUCGAUUCUCACCAAUGGCAACAAUUUAAUGAGAGUAUUGCGAGUAACAUUGAUCACUUAGCAAUUGCCUUACCGCGUCAAUCAAUCCAACUCACAAUGAGCUGGUAUGAGCGUGUGCUUGGUCUGACACGUCUUCUUAUUAAUCGUGAAGAUGAUCCAUUUCAAGGAUUUGCAGUACGUGUCGGAUCUAUAGGGAUGCGUAUGUUUGCAGGUCUAUACUGGAAAUGCGCUGAAACAGGAUGUGUUGAUGUAUCAAAAAAAUUUAAAUUAGUUUUUGUUGAAUCAUUGAUUGAUGACGAUUCAAAUGCAACGGAUCAGAUUACGACAUUUAUUAAAAACCAUAAUGAUCAAGGAGGCAUUCAGCACAUGGCAUUCACAUGUGUUAACAAUAUCAAACAUGCUGUGCGCACAGCCAAAGUACAUGGUGCGGAAUUUUUAACUCCUUGCGUAGACUAUUAUUUGCAAGAGAACAAUGGUACAGUGAUAGAAUCAGCUGGGGAAAGUGCGGCCGACCUUAGCGAGUUAGGUAUUUUGCUUGAUGAUGAAGCUGAUGAUGAUAAUACACAGGGCACUACAUCGACAGUGGCAGAAACAAAACGUGUUCUUUUACAAAUCUUUACAACAUCAUUGUUCAACAACUAUACCUUCUUCUUAGAGCUCAUUGAACGACGUGGUGCUAAUGGUUUUGGUUCUGGAAAUGUACGGACACUAUGGAAAAUUGUUCAACAGCGAAUCGAUCGUAAUACAUAA
Messenger RNA from Adineta steineri, 804 nucleotides. NCBI's taxonomy places the organism in Eukaryota, Metazoa, Rotifera, Eurotatoria, Adinetida, Adinetidae. The record is from the annotation of a GenBank genome assembly.